GCUGCUCCCGGGCUCUGACCGCGCGGGCCUGGGGAUCGGGAGCCUGCUGCUGGCGCCGCAGCAGCCACUGCAGCAGCAUGGGGCGCUUCCGAGGCGGCCUGCGCUGCAUCAAAUACCUGCUGCUCGGCUUCAACCUGCUCUUCUGGUUGUCGGGCUCAGCUGUUGUUGCCUUCGGACUAUGGUUUCGGUUUGGAGGUGCUAUGAAGGACUUCUCAGCAGAGGACACGUCACCAGACUAUGUCUAUAUGGGGCUCUACGUGCUGGUUGGAGCCGGGGCCCUGAUGAUGGCAGUGGGGCUCUUCGGCUGCUGUGGGGCCAUGAGGGAGUCCCAAUGUGUGCUUGGAUCCUUUUUCACCUGCCUCCUAGUGAUAUUUGCUGCUGAAGUAACCACUGGGGUAUUUGCCUUUAUAGGCAAGGAUGUAGCUAUACGACAUGUUCAGACCAUGUAUGAAGAGGCAUAUAACAGUUACCUGAAGGACAGAGGAAAGGGAAAUGGGACGCUCAUAACCUUCCAUUCAACAUUUCAGUGCUGUGGAAAAGAGACUUCUAAGCACGUCCAAUCCCUAUGCCCAAAGGAGCUGCAAGAAUAUAAGAACUGCAUUGAUGAAAUCGAGUCUGUAAUCAGCGUGAAACUUCAGCUCAUUGGAAUUGUCGGCAUUGGAACUGCAGGUUUCAUGAUCUUGGGCAUGAUAUUUAGCAUGGUUCUCUGCUGUGCGAUCCGAAACUCGCGAGAUGUGAUAUGAAGCUCCUUCUCCUGAAAACUACAAUUUAGUGCUUUCAUGCAAUGAUGUCAGGAGCUGUCUCCCCAGCUCGUCUUCUUAGUCAAAGGACAUUAGUCUUGAAAGUAAUUUGCUGUUAAUUGUAUAUUUGCACACGUAUGUUUGACCCGUUCCUGGUUACCCUGUGAGUGAAUGCUGCCUAUGGUAAUAGAGUACUUUUACAUUUGUGGUCUGUAUGUUUUGGGUACAAGCAUUAUAUAGAAUGCCAUUUUUUUUUCUGGAAAAAUCCUGCUUCUUGUUAUGGAAGAGAUAGAACCUAUUUAACUCUGGGGAUAUGUGUAGGGGGAAUUUUUUUUUUUUAACUUUGAUAAACAUAAAAUCUUAUCCAUUUCGAAAGAAUGGUAAUGGUUAGUUUCUCAGAGUCUAGCCAUAGAGAGUGAGAUACAAAGAAUUUAGGAUUCUAGUAAAAAGAAGUAAGCUAUGGGAAUUGAAGGAAAGAGAGAGAGCAUGGUGCAAGGUUAAAAUUGAGUGUAGCUGAGUUGACUGUGUCAGAGUACCAGUGUUCACUGGAAUAUUUUUAAUACAUCGUCUCCCUUGAAUUCCUUACAACACAAAGGACGAAACACAUCUAUAGAGCCAAGUAUU
This is a messenger RNA of Suncus etruscus (white-toothed pygmy shrew), 1364 nucleotides long. It is a transcript of the gene TSPAN2, whose product is annotated as tetraspanin 2. The coding region runs from base 78 to 743 and encodes 221 amino acids. The transcript has 8 exons. Lineage: Eukaryota; Metazoa; Chordata; Mammalia; Eulipotyphla; Soricidae. Gene Ontology annotation, cellular component: membrane. The record is from RefSeq and is a predicted model, not a curated record.